AAACCGACGCCAUGCCAAUGCCAAUGCCAAUGCGAAAGCUAAAACUGCAAUUACAUUUACAUUUACAAUUACAUUUUAGCCAAAAGUCAGUUCAUUACUAACCCCCACUCCCUUCCCCCGUCUGUGUCUUUUGCAGAGCAUCGUCCCCAAUUAGCGGAGCCAUCGGUGGAGGAGGAGGAGGAGGAGCCAAGGAGCCGCCCAGCAACAACCAAUGGACCAUGUUGAUGCCGGUGCUGGAAUACUCGUACAACAGACACAUAGCCAAGAUACCAAAUUGUAAAAUGAGGCGAACGACGCUUAGAGCGGCAUCGAUGCGGAUGCUACCGUUGCUGUUCCUCCAACUGUUGCUGGUGCCGCUGCUCCACUGCCAGGCGGUGGAUCCAGCGGCCAGUGGUGGUAAUGGUGGUAAUGGUGGUGCUGGUGCAACUGUCACUGGCGGAGUCAGCGGUGGUGCUGCUGCCGGUGGUGCUGUGGCAGGGAGCAACAGCCUCAAUGGCGGACCAGCGGGUGGCACACUGAGUGCCAAUCUCACGGAAUUGGGCAGUCCCGGUGUGUAUAAUUCGACAAUGGAUAUAAUGCUAAUUGCAAUAUAGUAUAUGGCAUAUAUAACUGACCUAACCCCAGUCUCAGUCCCAGUCCCAGCCCCUCCCUGACGACGCCGCCAUUUUGGCAUUUGUGUAUGUGUAUGUGUUUUUCCUUGUGCGCAUUUCCGGUUUCCGUUUCCGCUUGGCAAGAGCAGCAGGGAAAGGGUUGUGCUGGUGGCAAAAACUAUUAGCCACUUGGCGCUAAAUAACCACGCCCACGACCCUUGGCAACCCUGCAACCCCGCCUGGCCAUACCUCCUCCAUUCACACAGAAGCAAAACACUAAGCAUCAAUUAACCCAAUUUUCAGGAUCCAUUUUCACCUGGCCAUGGAGCUGUGGCCAUGGCUCCUUGCACAUGGCUCUUUUGCUGAGUAUUUUCCUAGCCGUACUUCUGUGUGGGUUUAAGUGUGCGUGUUCACAGUUCCUUUUCCUUGCAGCUAUAUAUAUUUUUGAGAGUUUUUCUUUUGCCACCAAUCCCCAAGUGACGACGUCGAAACCAACUCCCAAUUCCCCAGCCCAAGCCCCCAAGCCCCUUUUAAUCCUGGCUCUUUUAGCCAGACUUUUCUUCUUCUCCAAACUCUUUCCCACAGGCGUUCGAGCAUUUGUUGUAGUUUGGUUUGGUUUUGGCUUCUGGAUCUGGACUUCAACGUGGGAGCAGCAGCAGCAGUCGCAGCAAAUCAUAAUUAAUCCAUCGAUUUUCCAGCAUUUUUUUCAGCAUUUACCAGCUUCAAUAAUUCACACAAAUCAUUUCACCUAUAAAUAUAAAUUCUUUUUACAGCAUUUACCAAUGAAUUCUUUUUACAGCAUUUAACAAUGAAUUUUUCAGCAAACAAGAGAUUUUUUUCAGUCAUGUUUUUGCCUCAUUUUUAUUACGGAAUAUUACUGAUAUUACGAAUCCAAUUACAAAUUGAUGAGCAGACGCCACAGAACUUGUACGACAGUUUGUCAGACACAACGAGCAGCGGGUGGUCCGGGUCCAACAGCAUUGGUCAGCUGGAGAUACGCAGAUGUCCCGGAUUGUAUGACUUUGAAGAAAAAUUUACGACUGCUGACGAGAGAUGCUCAUUCGCUUGGCCAUUGCUAUCAUAUUCAUAUAUGGGCUGAAAAGAAACGAAUUGGAAUAAUUGUUUUAAAUGCUGUUCUGUAUAGUAAUCGUAUUUGUAAGUGUUUUUGUAAAUUUGUAAAUCUGCUAAUUAUGCAUAAGCUAUUCAGUAUUCAGCUACCCAUUCAAACGUGAUAAAACAUAAUUAAGCGUGUAAUUUAUUGCAAAUGUUAUUAUUAUCUGUGUACCGUAAAUCUAUCUUUUUUUUGUUUAAUUUAGCUUUAAAGUGUGAAUUUAUUACCUUGUACAUAUAUCUAGAUUCAAACGUGUAAAGUAUUGAUAAAACAUUAUUGAUGUAUUGCUAAAUACUUAUAGUAUUAUCAUUUUACAUAGUAGUAGAAAGCAUUUGGAGUUCUAUAAAGGUC
This is a messenger RNA of Drosophila obscura, 2052 nucleotides long. RefSeq lists its product as uncharacterized. Bases 219 to 593 code for a protein of 124 amino acids. NCBI's taxonomy places the organism in Eukaryota, Metazoa, Arthropoda, Insecta, Diptera, Drosophilidae. The transcript is spliced from 2 exons. The record is from RefSeq and is a predicted model, not a curated record.